AUGAAUGACACACGGAAGAGGAAGAAGAAGAGCGUCUCCGGAAGUGAAACCUCAGCAUUGCCUCUCCCGAUAGAUCUCACAAUCGACAUCUUCUCGAGGCUGCCGUCAAAGUCAAUAGCCACAUGUCGUUGCGUAUCGAAGCCAUGGGCCUCCACACUCCUCCGACAAGAUUUUACCGACCUGUUCCUAACUAAAUCCUCCUCUACUCGCCCGCCGCAGCUAACAAAAGGACGUCGUCUUGUCCAUGGCCUCCUUGUCUGCGUUGUGCGUAAGGAUAUGGUGGUGCCGGUGCUAUGUAGCCCUAGCACCGGACAAGCCUUAAUCCUACCCAGAGUGAACACGAGUAAACCCAGGGUGAAGUGUUUGCUUGGGUAUGAUCCUGUUGAUAAACAAUUCAAGGUCUUGUCCAUGACACAGCCCUUGGAUGGAAGGUCUGAGAAGUUCAGGCUUAUUCAAGUCCACCAGGGAGCUCUCAGAACAGCUAUGCUAGGGUUUAUGGUAAACUUCAAUGGUAAAUUAGGUUUUAUUAUGCCUAAAAAUCCUGGAGGAAAUAUCGGUCUUAUCAGUGGAAAAACUGCGGGGUUUAAGUUGUGGGUUCUAGAAGAUGUUGAGACACAGGAAUUGUCUGAGCGUAUUUAUGAAUUGCCUCCUCAGUGGAAGAAUGUAGUUGGGGAACACAAGUUGGACUUUGUUGGUUUGUCUCGGACGCAUGAGAUUGUAUUGUCUUCCUGGCAGUCUAUUAACCCUUUCUACCUCUUCUACUUCAAUCCCGAGAGGAACACUGUCGUAAGAGUUCAAAUUCAAGGAGUGGAUAUGGAUGGGUCCAGGUUUGCUCUACUUCAAACCUUUCUAGACCAUGUAGAGGAUGUGAAGCUCUAUCCCAAGGUGCAUUAG
Raphanus sativus (radish) is the source of this 894-nucleotide messenger RNA. Its product is annotated as F-box protein At3g61340-like. The record is from RefSeq and is a predicted model, not a curated record. Gene Ontology annotation, molecular function: protein binding. Bases 1 to 894 code for a protein of 297 amino acids. Lineage: Eukaryota; Viridiplantae; Streptophyta; Magnoliopsida; Brassicales; Brassicaceae. The transcript is spliced from 3 exons.